ACUUCGUAGCGAUCGGCCUUCUACAUUAUGUAACUAAACAGCUGAUAUUUGUGCUACUUUAUUAAAAAUAUACAAAACAAUGGUAAUUGGAGCUUUCCCAGCAGCGAAACUCGGUGCACUUUUAAUAAAACAAAUUAGUAAACCCUUAGCAAACUUUAUCAUACAUCGUGCGAAGGAAUCACCUUUCUUCAGGAAUUAUAUUUGUAUGCCACCAGCUCAAUUUUAUAAUUGGUGCGAAGUCAAAACGAAAAUGUGGAUACUCAAUUUAGGCAAACCAGUGAGUGUUCCAGUUCUUAGCGAAGCCAUGGCUAUAGAAUUAGGUGCAAACUUAUUAGGAGAAGGAAUUAUAUUUUCUAUUGCAGCAUCUAUACUUAUAUUUGAAUGGAGGAGGUCUUCAAGGAAAGAGGCACUAAUUGAAGAGAAUAAACAGAAUGAUCUGGAUGAUUUAAAGGGACAAGUGCAAGAACUCUUUUUACAACUGCAAGAGCAACAGGUUUUAAUUAAGGAAUUAACUAGACUAUAUUAUAAAGAGGGCCAUUCCAGAGUGAGGCACACAGCAGAUAGAGAACCUAAAACACCCCCACCAAGUGGUGCUCUUCCCACUACCGAUGGUAACCAACUUACAACUACAACACCAAUUGCAAACGACAAAUCAAAUGACAAGGAUAACACAAAUGUUCUAAUGAGAGCUGUGACGUCUGUAGAAGAAGAAUUUUUAGUCAACAGAUUAGCUGCGAGAGAGGCUGGAAUCUUAACAUCGGCUUUAAAUUAUAUUUAUCAAGAUGUCUAUCGAAUUCCUCUAGUGAUGCAAUAAUGAAUUGUUGGCUAGACAAAGUCUGGUUUGUUAUAUACUUCUAAGUGAACUUAAUUACCUAAGUAUUUAUACAUAAAAGUAUAAUUACUGUAUUAGUACAUUGACUUUUUUGUUUUACUUCCUGGUAACUACUAUUACCAGAUUAUAAUUUAUCAACAUUAAUUUGAGAAGUUUAGUAUUAAUAAGUACAUAAAAAUGUUAUAAUUUUUUACAAUUAAUUUAUUUUUGUCGUAUAAAGCAUAUUUGAACUAA
Photinus pyralis (common eastern firefly) is the source of this 1066-nucleotide messenger RNA. RefSeq names its product putative OPA3-like protein CG13603. The record is from RefSeq and is a predicted model, not a curated record. The transcript has 4 exons. Gene Ontology annotation, biological process: regulation of lipid metabolic process. Gene Ontology annotation, cellular component: mitochondrion. The coding region runs from base 80 to 814 and encodes 244 amino acids. Lineage: Eukaryota; Metazoa; Arthropoda; Insecta; Coleoptera; Lampyridae.